This is a messenger RNA of Aspergillus japonicus CBS 114.51, 1079 nucleotides long. RefSeq lists its product as uncharacterized. Lineage: Eukaryota; Fungi; Ascomycota; Eurotiomycetes; Eurotiales; Aspergillaceae. The coding region runs from base 378 to 1079 and encodes 233 amino acids. The record is from RefSeq and is a predicted model, not a curated record. The transcript has a single exon.
GUGUGCGGAUGCCCUAUCUGCUCACUAACCCAGCCACUGCGAUUGUGUUACAAUCCGGGAAUCGGGGGGGCCUGGCAGGUCGUUGUCCGGUUAGACGAUAAUCUCGCUGAUGAAGCCAGGGUGAGCUCUGUGAAUAACGGUCGGGCACUGGAUGAUCUCCCCAUCCAGGGAUUUGGCAGGGAUGAGGGGUGCACCUUGCAUCCACCUCCUGCGGCGGUGCGAAGAGGCGAUCAAGUCCAAGAUCAUAGUAUAAAUCCCGAUACUUGCCUUCACCCUCGAUCUGUUGCAUUCCAGAUUCCUUCGCAUUCUUCCAUCCCCGCCUGGCACAUUCCCUAUCUGAUCACAUCAUCACCCCGACCUGCCAAAUUCCUUCAAAAAUGUUCUUCCGACAGGCGCUCCUUGCCAGCACGGCGGUCUUGUCCUUGUCGGUGGCUCUCCCCACGGCCGACCCAAGUCUUCCAUACCUGCUGUCUCCGCGAGAUGAUACGCAGUGCAUUGCUGGGACGACCUUCUAUGCGUGUUAUCUGAACCACUUCCGGGGAUGCUGUUCUGUCGAUCCCUGUGCCCUGGAGGCGGGUUGUCCGGACAACAAUCCCAAUCCCAAUAACAACCAGCAGCACCACCACCAACAAGUGACCUGUCCUGUCUCUGGCACCCAGGUGUUCCAGCCACAGAUGGAGAUGAUCUUUCCGACCGAGCCAACCACCUCUCCCAUUCCCACCCCAGAUUUGAAUCUCUCCCGCUCCGCCACCACUCAAUGGAACCAACUGAUGACCUUCACCCUGCCCAGCGAGGCCCGCCAAUGCACUCUCGGCUGGACCAUCCCCGCCCGCCGCAACUUCACUGCGGGCUCCAACGCCUUGGUCCGCGUGCUGGAGAACGUCGCCCCCGGUAAUAUCACCCGCAUCGGCGCGGCGGAUUUCUCCUACUGGCCACAGACCCCGGGGCCCCACGAGGCCCUGGUUGGAACCUUAGACUGUAAAGAGCAAUUGCAGUUUCACUUGACUCUGGAGCAUCGAGAUGCUGUCUUCAUGGCCCAGGAUGCGCAGACGGGCUGGUGGGUGCGAUACACCUGCUGA